This is a messenger RNA of Trichechus manatus latirostris (Florida manatee), 8171 nucleotides long. RefSeq names its product phosphodiesterase 3B (gene PDE3B). The record is from RefSeq and is a predicted model, not a curated record. Bases 302 to 3694 code for a protein of 1130 amino acids. Gene Ontology annotation, cellular component: membrane. NCBI's taxonomy places the organism in Eukaryota, Metazoa, Chordata, Mammalia, Sirenia, Trichechidae. The transcript is spliced from 16 exons. Gene Ontology annotation, molecular function: protein kinase B binding; calmodulin-activated 3',5'-cyclic-GMP phosphodiesterase activity. Gene Ontology annotation, biological process: signal transduction.
GAGGGAGCUGGGAGGCGACGCCAAGUCUCCAGUCCCGAGAGGUGCCCAAGGGAAAAGGAGGGGGCGGCUGAAGCGGUCCCAGAGUGAAGCCCCUUCGGUCCCUUUCUUCAGCCAGCAUGUCGCGGACUCCGCCGCUCCUUCGCCCGCGCGGCGGGGACCCCGGACCGCGGCGGCGGGCGCAGCCCUGACGCGCUGUGGAGUCGGGGGGCGCCCGAACGCGAGAGACGGGGUCAGGGAGCGCGAGCGGCCGCUGCGUCCGAGCAGGGCGUGCUGAGCCCCGCGGCCACCCCCGAUCCCGGCCAUGAGGAGGGACGAACGAGACGCCAAAGCUAUGCGGUACCCUCAGCCUCUGGACGGGGCCGGCUCGCCCCCUGAGAGUCUGAGGAACGGCUACGUGAAGAGCUGCGUGAGCCCCUUACCCCAGGAUCCUCCUCGCGGCUUCUUCUUUCAUCUCUGCCGCUUCUGCAACGUGGAGCUGCUGCUGCCACCGCCGGCCUCCCCCCAGCAGCCGCGGCGCGGCUCCCCAUUCUCCCUGGCGCGCCUCUCGCUGGGCGCCCUGGCAGCCUUUGUCCUCGCCUUGCUGCUCUGCUCCGGGCCCGGGAGCUGGGCUGCGGGGGCCGCCCUGCUGCGGACUUUGCUGAGCGUCUGCUCGCACAGCCUCAGCCCUCUCUUCAGCAUCGCCUGUGCCUUCUUUUUCCUCACCUGCUUCCUGACCCGGACCAAGCGGUGCCCCGGGCCGGGCCGGAUCGGCGGCGGCGGCUGCUGGUGGCUGCUAGCGCUGCCCGCCUGCUGUUACCUGGGGGACUUCUUGGUGUGGCAGUUGUGGUCUUCGUCGUGGGAGGACGGAGGCGCAGAGGUUCCCGAGCCUCCGCACACGCCCCCGGUUCCGCACUUGCCCCCGGCCCCGUUGGGCAGGUUGUUCUUGGGGCUGAGCUGUGUGGGUUUGCUGACGCUCGUGCACCCGGUGAGGCUCCAGCACAGCAUCCUGGUACUGCUCUUCUCCAGCUUCGUGUGGUGGGUCUCCUUCACCAGCCUCGGAUCGCUGCCAGCACCCCUCAGGCCGCUGCUGUCCUGUCUGGUGGGGAGCGCUGGCUGCCUGCUGGCCCUCGGGUUGGAUCACUUCUUUCAAAUCAGGGAAGCUCCUCAUCAUCCUCGGUUGUCCAGUACCGCGGAAGAAAAAGUGCCUGUGAUCAGACCCCGGAGGAGGUCCAGCUGCGUGUCGUUAGGAGAGACUUCAGCCAGUUACUAUGGCAAUUGCAAAAUGUUCAGGAGACCUUCGUUGCCUUGUAUUUCCAGAGAACAGAUGAUUCUUUGGGAUUGGGAUUUAAAACAGUGGUAUAAACCUCAUUAUCAGAAUUCUGGAGGUGGAAAUGGAGUUGAUCUUUCAGUGCUAUAUGAAGCUCGCAAUAUGGUGUCAGACCUUCUGUGUGACCCAGCCCUUCCCCCACGAGUCAUUUCUUCCCUACGGAGUAUCAGUAGCUUGAUGGGUGCUUUCUCAGGUUCCUGUAGGCCAAAGAUUAAUCCUCUCACACCAUUUCCUGGAUUUUACCCCUGCUCUGAAAUAGAGGACCCAGCUGAGAAAGGAGAUCGAAAACUUCACAAGGGCCUAAAUAGUAGGAGUAGCUUACCAACACCACAACUGAGGAGGAGUUCAGGAACUUCAGGUCUGCCACCCAUUGAACAGUCUUCUUCAAGGUGGGAACGUAAUAAUGGCAAAAGACCUCAUCAAGAAUUUGGCAUUUCCAGUCAAGGAUGCUAUCUAAAUGGACCAUUUAGUUCAAAUCUACUGACAAUUCCGAAGCAAAGGUCUUCUUCUGUAUCAUUCACUCACCAUAUAAGUCUGAGAAGAGCUGGUGCUGUAUCCUGCGUGACUCCUGUGAAUUCUCCCAGUCAUGGACCAGUGUCUGCUGGUUCUCUAACUAAUCGGUCAUCUAUAGAAUUUCCUGAUACCGCUGAUUUUCUUACUAAGCCAAGUGUUAUUUUACACAAAUCUGUGGGCAAUGUACCCAAUACACCAGAUUCUUAUCAGCAGCUUAGAAAUUCUGAUAGCAAUCUUUGUAACAGCUGUGGACAUCAAAUACUGAAAUAUGUUUCAACAUCUGAAUCAGAAUCUGGUACAGACUGCCAGAGUGGAAAAUCAGGUAAAGAAAAAAAUACCAUUUUCUCGAAAGAAUCAUUCAAACUUACAGAGACUCAACAAGAAGAGAAAACAGAGAGGAGAGACUGCAAACAGUUAUUUCUGGAAGUUGAUGGUCAACUAAUAGAAGAGGCACAGAAUGCACAACAACCAAAUAUUGAACAGGAGUCAUCACUGGACUUGAUUUUAAUAGAAGAUCAUGACUCAUUAAUAGAAAAGAUGAGCAACUGGAAUUUUCAAAUCUUUGAACUUGUAGAAAAGAUGGGAGAGAAAUCAGGAAGGAUUCUUAGUCAGGUUAUGUAUACCUUAUUUCAAGACACUGGCUUAUUGGAAAUAUUUAAAAUUCCCACUCAACAAUUCAUGAACUAUUUUCAUGCAUUAGAAAAUGGCUAUCGAGACAUUCCUUAUCACAAUCGUAUACAUGCCACAGAUGUCCUACAUGCAGUUUGGUAUCUGACAACACGGCCAAUUCCUGGUUUUCCGCAGAUUCACAAUGAUCAUGGAACAGGAAAUGAAGCAGAUUCUGAUGGGAGAAUUAACCCUGGACGAAUUGCUUACAUUUCUUCAAAGAGCUGCUCUAUUCCGGAUGAGAGCUAUGGCUGCCUGUCUUCAAACAUUCCUGCAUUGGAAUUGAUGGCUCUAUACGUGGCAGCUGCCAUGCAUGAUUACGAUCACCCAGGGCGAACAAAUGCAUUUCUAGUGGCUACAAAUGCCCCUCAGGCAGUUUUGUACAAUGAUAGAUCUGUUCUUGAAAAUCAUCAUGCUGCAUCAGCUUGGAAUCUCUACCUUUCUCGCCCAGAGUACAACUUUCUUCUUAAUCUUGAUCAUGUGGAAUUCAAGCGCUUUCGUUUCUUAGUCAUUGAAACAAUCCUUGCCACAGAUCUUAAAAAGCAUUUUGAUUUCCUUGCUGAAUUCAAUGCCAAGGCCAAUGAUGUAAAUAGUAAUGGUAUAGAAUGGAGUAAUGAAAAUGAUCGCCUCUUAGUGUGCCAGGUAUGCAUGAAACUAGCAGAUAUAAACGGCCCUGCAAAAGUUCGGAACUUGCAUUUGAAAUGGACAGAAGGCAUUGUGAAUGAAUUUUAUGAGCAGGGAGAUGAAGAAGCGAAUCUUGGUCUGCCUAUCAGUCCCUUCAUGGAUCGUUCCUCUCCUCAACUAGCAAAACUCCAAGAAUCUUUUAUCACCCACAUAGUGGGGCCCCUGUGUAACUCCUAUGAUGCUGCUGGUUUACUACCUGGCGAGUGGAUUGAAGCGGAAGAGGACGAUGAUAUUGAAAGUGGUGAUGAGGAAGAAGAUGGUGAAGAAUUAGAUACAGAUGAUGAAGAAAUGGAAGACACUCUAAAUUCUAAACCACAAAGAAGGAAAGGCAGACGGCGAAUCUUUUGUCAACUAAUGCACCACCUCACCGAAAACCAUAAGAUAUGGAAGGAAAUCAUAGAGGAAGAAGAAAAAUGUAAAGCUGAUGGGAAUAAACUGCAGGUGGACAAUUCUUCCUUACCUCAAGCAGAUGAUAUUCAGGUCAUUGAAGAAGCAGAUGAAGAGGAAGAGCGACAGUUUGAAUAAGAGGAGGCAUGCUGAAGAAGACCCCAAGGGCUAUGCCCAGUGUCAGAAGUCACUGCCUAGUUUUCACUGUGCAGACUUAAAAAUGGACUCAUUCCUAUGUGGACAGGCCUUAAUACUGUGAGAGGAUCCUUGUUGUGCAGGCAGUUUUCCACUUCUAUGCACUUUCGCCACAUGAACUAGAAAAUUAUUCUUAGAUCUUGGCUUGAGUUGACUCGUGUUACAGAGCCUUUAAUGCCUUCUCUGGUAUAUAAAUACUUUGUCAUAAUGCUGCUUUGCUGCAUAGUGAGCUCUUAUUUUUCAUGCCCUGGUGGAGCAUCGGUUAAGCACUCAGCUGCUAACUGAAAGGUUGGUGGUUUGAACCCACCAGCUGCUCCACUGGAGAAAGAUGUGGCAGUCUGCUUCUGUAAAGAUUACAGCUUUGGAAACCCUAUGGGGCAGUUCUGUUCUGUCCUCUAGGGUUGCUGUGAGUCAGAAUCGACUCAACAGCAAUGGGUUUGGUUUUGGUUUUUUAUUUUUCAUGAAGGGUAGCUGUAACUAAAAAGAACUCAAGUGACUUACUCCAGUUUUCAAAGUGGUCAGAACUUUUUGCUUUCAUGAAUACAGGAUUCAUAGUAUUUCCAAAUGUGUCUUACAUCUUUGAAUGUUCUGAAACAAAGUCUGUGCCUAUCUAAACAGGAAUCCAGCGCUGCCUUUCUGUGGGAUCUCUGCUUGAUGCAAUACUGUUCAGUGCUAUCCAGUGCUCUUCUCCUAGCUAGGUUUAUUCAUGAAGGACUGAGUGACCUUAGUUAUAUUUAACAAAAUCCAGGUGCAUCAAUUUCUGAUACUUUUUACUGUUGUGUAUUAUCAAGUAUGUGUGUUUUAUUUCUGCUCAGCAUAUAUUCAGGUUUGCCAUGGACAUCAAAAGUCUGAAUUCCAGUCUUGUUGACUUUAUGUUCCAUGGUAGAAUUUUAAAACUGUUUAGGUUUAACAGUGAAGGAAUUUUAUUCUUUAAUCAAAACUGUUCUUUUUACUUUUUCUCAGGAGUAGUGUUUUUAAACAUCUAGUUAAAAUAAACACAGUAUAGAAUUGUCAGAAAAAAAAACUUUUUUCUUAAUAUUAAUGUUAACCUCUUGUGAAAUGAGCAUCAUUUUCUCUCUUCUUAGAUAAAUUCGAGACUAAUUAAGCCAAGGGAAAAGGAGAUAUCUGUCUUUUGCAAUAAUGCAAAGCCAAAUUAAACUACGCCUAUCAAAGAUAAAGAAAAAAAGAGAUAUAGUAAGCUCUAAAGCACACGUACACUGAAUAAAUAAUAACAUAUGGCUAUCUUUAGAUCCAUAUCUUAGGUACCAUGUGUUUAGUUACUGUAAAACUGACAUUCACCUUUCUGUUAAUUUCCUUCUGCCUCAAGACUGUAUGACAGAAAUGACUACAGGACUACUCAAUAUUUCUAGAGCCCAACUGCAAGUCUGAUUUCUGAGAUAAAGUAAAUAGUGGGACUACUUAUUUACUUUUUACUAAGUAAACAGUAAAUCUAAGUAUUUUAGUAAAUCAUUUCACACAAAAGCACAUUAUUAGAUAACCACAAUUAUUAAGAUUAUUGCAAAGAAAAUGGACCAUAUUUACAAUGUUUGUAAAUUUGUUACGGUGUGGAUAUGUACUCUAGUUGUAAAAAAUGGUUGAUAUAAUGAGUUGCCAAAAUGACAGCAAGAUGGUAGACUAAUUUUUUCUAUUGUUCAUGGAGACCAUAUCAGCGUAUACCGUUUUGGGAUCCAUUGCAGCUUUUAUAUAUAGUGAAACCAUUAAUUUUCCAAAGUAACUUCUUUAAAGUAGACUCAGCAGGCAAUUUCCUACCUACAUAGAAUAGUUGGCUUAUCUGAAAAAUAUCAACUGAAGAUCUAUGGAAAUGUUGGAAUUUUUGAUCCUACACAGUAUCAUAAUAUUUAAUGAAUCACUGAGUUUUAUUUAUUAGACACAUUAAGUGUUGCAUUCCUUCCUGCCACUUUUAACUAACAUUGCCACAUCAUUUGUAAACUGAUUCCACCAUAUAUUACUGAGUAAUAAAAUUUUAACUGAUAAUUUAUUGAGUUUGAACUUAUAAUGUAUAUAUCCUAUGCUUAUAUUUCUCUAGAGUACAUUUUUGCAUCCUGCAUAUUUUUCUAUUGCUUCCUCUCCUGCCAAAUACAUGUAAGUGUACAUAUAUAAAUUCAUACAUGUGCAUGCCUGCAUGAGACUCAAUCAAACUUCCAUGCUAGAUUUAUUGAAAUUUUGUAUUAGAGAUUCUUUAGUGUAUAUGUUCUCAAAAGAAGCAUGUUUUCAAUUUAUUGAAAAUACUACUACUAGGAAGUAAUUUUUAAAUAAUUUAAAAUUAUUAAAUUUUUAAAGCUAAUUAUUUAACACUUGCUAAAUUACUGACAUAUAUCAAAAGAGCUGGCCCAAAGAAACUGAAAAGUAUCCUUGCUGAAACUUAUUAAUUCAUAAUUGUAAGAAAUAAAUGUAAGAGUAUAUUAAAUAUACAUAGUGCUAUUACAUGGAAUCUUACUUGAAAAAUUGCCAUAAACCAUAUCAUAGAUUCUAUUUUGAUUGCUACUGAAUUAGAGUAAUAUUUUAUUACAAUAAUUCUCACCAUUAAUCUGUUUUAAGUUACUGAUCUUGGAAAUAAUCUUUUGGUGCUAUAACAUAUCUAUAUGUCUACUGACAUUUUUCUCCAUAAAAAAUAUACUUUUCAAAGUUCUUUCAUGAUUUGAGGGCAUUUUCCUGCUACUCCCAUCACUUACUUUUCUGGUGCUACUGGCUUUCUCUACUCAUUUUUACAAGAUUUCUGGCAUUGUUUAAGUAAUCAGAAAUUUCCUCUAUCUCUCUAGAUUGCAUCAUCUCACAAGAACAGACUUCAUAAAAAAAGGGUUCCUUUAUUAUAGUUGAGAGGCUAAUCUGAGCGACUAAAGAGUGUGUGAGGAUUGGAGUGGUGGGUGGACCAGGGAUGAGCAGCUUCUCAGAGGAAGGUGACUUUUAAGGUGAGUACUGAAAAAUUAGAAUUAACACAGAGAUUACUGCUUGUAGAGAGGGAAUAAUGAUACGUACAGAGGCCAGGAGAAGAGAAAGCUUCCCCACAUGAGAGGAGCCAAAAGAAAAUUAGGGUGGCUGGAACAUAGAGUACAAGAAAAAGGAAGAGUAGAGUGAAACAGGCUAAUAAAGGGCCUUGUAAAGCAUGAGCUGUCAUUUAAACUUCAUCUGAAAGGAAAUGAGAAACAACUGAAGAGUUUUAAUCUGGGAGGGUGACAUAAUUAGGUUCACAUUUUAUAAGGAUCUUUCAAAUAGCAUAUUAGGUUGAACGGAAGAGCAAGACUGGACAUACGGAGAUCUUAGUGUCUAGACUAGGAUAUGUCAUAGAUCAACAGGGAAGUGAAUAGAAUUGAGAGAGACUGAAGAUGCAAAAUCAGUUGCCCUGGCAAUUAACUAGACAUAGUGUUAAGAGAAAGAAAAAAGAGGGUGACUCCCAGAUCUCUGAUUUGGGCAACUGUCAUUGUCAUUCACUGAUACAGGUCAUUCACUGAGGUAGGGGUAAAGUUUUGGUGUGGUGGAGGAUAAGAAGAUAAUUUAGUUUGGAGCAAACUGAGGUUGAGGAUCUUUUGAGACAUCCAGCUAUAUUUAAAUAUGUACGCGUGUGGAGUUCAGAAGACAGAUGUGUGCUGGAGGUAUAGAUUUGUUAGUAAACAGUCUACAGCGAACAAUGAAAACCAUAGGGUGGAGUCAGAUUACACGUAUUUUUUGAAAGAGUCAUAAGAAAAGAGAUUCUAGGUUAGAACUCUGAAAAAACCAAACUUUAAAGGCCAGGAAAAGGAGUCUUAAGAACAAGUGGCUAUAGAGAUAGAGGGAAAAGGAGGGUACAAUGUGACAGAAGCCAAGGUAAGAAGUCUUUUAAGAAGGAAGAAUAGUCAGGAAUGUCAAAUGUUGCCUGAAAGAUGGAAUAAUAUGAGGUCUGAAUAUGUUUCCAUCGGUUUUAGCAACAAGGAUGUCAUGUUUCAUUGGCAAGAGAAGUUUCAGUGGAAUGAUAAGACCAAAGCUGAAUUAUAAUGAAUUAAAAAGUGGGAAGACUCAUCGAAUUAAGUUUCUGGCACUACAGCAGAUUAGAUAAAGGACCUUGCCACUACAGAACGAUGGGAUACAUUACUGGGCUUACAGAAAUAAAAGAAAUCUCCCUGAGUUAAAUUCCAAUAACGAAAGAACAGAAACCAGAGACGAGCUGUAAGUGCUAAACCACAUCUAAACUCAAAGUUAAUCAAUGCUUAAACAGAAAUCUGAGUUUAAGCCUUGGGCCUAUCACAAGGUGAAGGAGCAGAAUCUGAGAAUUCUUAAGCCAACAACCUUGAAAGGAGCCAAAGAGAUGCCAAGUCAGGACUUCAUAAACUGCAUUAUCAAACAGUAAAAUAACCAUGUAUGAUAUGUUUAAAGAAAUAAAAAAUGGAAUGACAUAAAAUUGAGCAAGCAAAAAAAAAAAAAAAAA